AUGGCCGAGCUCGGGCCUGAGCCGAGCCGCGCGUGGCGGCUGUUCGCACUGUGCGGAGCUGCAGUGUUCCUGGCGGCCGUGGCAGCCGGCGCGGCCCUGCUGGCCUGGAAUCUGGCCGCCUCGGCCGCCCGGGGGCCUCACUGCCCGGAGCUCAGGGCCAACACCACCGCGUCACCCAGGGACCCUCCCGAAGUAGAGGAGCUGAGACGCCAGCUGGCCGAGGCAGCCCAGCGCCAGGAGGCCCUCCUCAGGCAGCUGGACCAGGCCGAGGGUAUCCGCCGGGAGCUGGAGGAGGCGCUGAGGGCCUGUGAGGGCCACCAGAGCCGGCUUCAGACUCAACUGAAGACACUGAAGUCUGAGAUGGACGAGGCCAGGGCACAGGGGACCCAGAUGGUGGAGGAGAACGGGGCGCUGACAGAAGCCCUAGCACGGUGGGAGGAAGCUGCAGCCGAGGCCGCCCUGCGGCUGGAGGAGACGACGCAGCGCGCACGCGCGGCUGAGGCCGAGGGUGGAGCCUGCGCAGCCCGGGAGGAGGCACUGAGAGAGCGAGUCAACGCCCUGGAGACCGAGACGAGCCCCCAACGCAGAGGGUCGCGCCCCCGGCCCCGCUUGGGAUCCCGACCCCGGUCCAGCCCUCGCUCGCGCGCCCGUCCCGGACCCUCCGGGGGCUGCCGGCGGACCACGCGGCGCGUACGGGGGUGA
Messenger RNA from Loxodonta africana (African savanna elephant), 702 nucleotides. RefSeq names its product coiled-coil domain containing 194 (gene CCDC194). NCBI's taxonomy places the organism in Eukaryota, Metazoa, Chordata, Mammalia, Proboscidea, Elephantidae. The record is from RefSeq and is a predicted model, not a curated record. The coding region runs from base 1 to 702 and encodes 233 amino acids. The transcript has 4 exons.